AGCACUUUGCCUUGCCGCAGCGCCCCGCAGCCGGGCGGCCGCCGUGAGGUGCCCCAUGGAGCGAGACGAGAAGGUCCCGCAGUAUAAGACGAUCAAACGUCUUCAAAAAUCCUAUCUGGUGCGGUGCAACGAAUCGCUUUCCAACAUCAUUCCAGGCAGUGGGGUGAAACCUGCGAGCGCCAUCCGACGCACCGAACAGCAGAUUAAGGAGGAACGAAAACGUCUGGGCAAACUCAACCAAGAGGAGCUCAUGGCCCAAAUGGAUGUGACGAGUCAGAAGAAGGUGAAGAAUGCGCAGGAGCUCACAGCCAAAAAGAACGAGCUCAUCGAACAUAUCAAGGAAUUGGAAAAGAAACUCUUGCAGUACGAAUUGUUGUAACAUUGGAGGCCUCCGAGCGGAGCUCGCUCCAGGGGCCCAAGAAUCGCCUAAUGGGGCGAGAUUGGGGAGUUCUGAGAGGGGACGUGAUGACAAUGUGGCCCAUAGGAAAAAGAAAGAGGAUGGUACUUG
Cladocopium goreaui is the source of this 508-nucleotide messenger RNA. The record is from the annotation of a GenBank genome assembly. Lineage: Eukaryota; Dinophyceae; Suessiales; Symbiodiniaceae.